GGGGUGGAACGUGCCGGAGGUCGUGGGACCCCGGCCGCUGGGGGCGAGGUCAGGCAGUCCGGGUGCGAGAGCAGCGGCAGCGCGGCGAGGGCGGGGUGCGCUCCGGACCCCUCUAGCCCCGCGGAGAGCUGAGCCCAGCCCGGGUCCGGUCCUGGGUCCGCGUGGUGCUGACCCCGCUUCCCUCCUCGCCGCGUUCUCGCUCCUGGCGUCGCCGACUGGACCCCGAUGCCAGGUGUCUCCGCCCGGGGCCUCUCUCUGGAGGAGCGGAGGCAGCUGGCUGUGGAUCUCACGCGUGUCCUGUCUCUCUACCGGCCCCUCCUGGACGCCUACAUCAUUGAGUUCUUUACAGACAGCCUGUGGGGCACACUCCCUCGCUCAUGGCAGGAAGCCUUGGAUGGACUGGACCCACCACAGCUGGCCACUCUGCUGCUGGGGAUGCCUGGGGAAGGGGACGUGGUCAGGUACAGGUCCGUGUGGCCACUCACCCUGCUGGCCCUGAAGUCCACAGCCCGUGCCUUGGCCUUCACCCGGACACCUAAGUUUCAGACCCCCUCCGAGUUCCGGGAGAACCCGAGCCAGAGCUCCCGACUGAAGGCUCCGUUCCGAAAACACGUCCGGCCCAAGAAGCAGCAUGAGAUCCGGCGGCUGGGCGAGUUGGUGAGAAAGCUGAGUGACCUUACAGGCUGCACCCAGGUUGUGGAUGUGGGCUCAGGCCAGGGCCAUCUCUCCCGCUUCAUGUCUCUGGGGCUAGGGCUGAGGGUGAAGAGCAUCGAAGGGGACCAGAGGCUGGUGCAGAGAGCCCAGCACCUGGACCGGGAGGUCCUGCAGGCUCUGGAGAAAGAGGAGAAGAGGAACCCGCAGGUGGUGCAAACGCACUCUCCCCGCUCCCCGCACCAUGUGGUUCAGUGGGUAGAUCCCGGGACCCUGUGUGAGGAGGUUCUGCUCCCGCUGGAGACCUCCCCUCGGAGCGAGGCCCGCUUGCUGCUGACGGGGCUCCAUGCGUGUGGGGACCUGAGUGUGGCCUUGCUGAGGCAUUUCUCGUCCUGCCCUGAGGUGGCGGCCCUGGCCUCCGUGGGCUGCUGCUACAUGAAGCUCAGCGACCCCGGCGGGUACCCGCUGAGCCGGUGCGUGGCCGCGCUGCCCGGCUGCGAACUGUCCUACCGGCUGCGGGAGGGGGCCUGCCAUGCCCUGGAGGACUACGCUGAGCGGCUGCAGGAAGCAGGCCCUGGCCUCCGCACACACUGCUACCGCGCAGCCCUGGAGACCGUCAUCCGGCACGUCCAGCCCCAGCUCCGCCGGCCAGGCGUGCAGGGGAUCCCCAGGGCCCACGAGCUCAAGAUUGAAGAGUACGUCCAGAGGGGGCUGCAGCGGGUGGGGCUGGACCCCCAGCUGCCGCUGAGCCGGGCUGCUCUGGAGGCCCAGCAGGCCCAGGAGAACCGCGUAGUCGCCUUCUACAGCCUGGCCCUGCUGCUGGCCCCACUGGUGGAGACGCUGAUUCUGCUGGACCGGCUGCUGUACCUCCAGGAGCAGGGCUUCCAUUCUGAGCUCCUGCCCAUCUUCAGCCCGGAACUCUCUCCCAGAAACCUGGUGUUGGUGGCUACCAAGAGGCCGCUGGGCCCGGCCUUCUCUGUCCUGGAGACGGAAGACGCUGAUGCCCGCUGAGGAAAGGCGCAUCUUGGACUCCAUCUGAACCCGCCCAGGUGCCACGGUGGGCAGCAGUCUGCACUCUACCCAGAGGCAGCAUCCUGCAUCCUCCCGGAAUCAUGGUAUCCCACAGACCAGUUUCGUACCCUCCUUCCAUGUGUUAUAUUUGUAAUAUUAUGUAUAAACUUAUUUUUAACUUAUUAAAAAAAUUAAAUCUU
This is a messenger RNA of Pipistrellus kuhlii (Kuhl's pipistrelle), 1862 nucleotides long. RefSeq names its product methyltransferase like 25B (gene METTL25B). Gene Ontology annotation, molecular function: rRNA (adenine-N6,N6-)-dimethyltransferase activity. Gene Ontology annotation, biological process: rRNA modification. The coding region runs from base 226 to 1662 and encodes 478 amino acids. The transcript is spliced from 9 exons. NCBI's taxonomy places the organism in Eukaryota, Metazoa, Chordata, Mammalia, Chiroptera, Vespertilionidae. The record is from RefSeq and is a predicted model, not a curated record.